AUCUCCCUCUCUAAUAUUGCUUACGUUUCCUUCUCUCCCCACUGCUUGUCUGUCUGCUUUGACAGCUUUAAACGCCAUGAACGCCAUAGCCACAGCAGCAGCUCUCUCUCUCCCUCUCCCUCUCUCUUUCUGUAAAUCGUCUAAGCUAAACACCAGAAAGGAUGUAAGGGGAGGAUUUCGGGUGUUUGCUGUAUUUGGAGAAGAAGCUGCGGCGGACAAGAAGAGUGUCUGGGGGGCUCUCUUUGAUGUGGAGGAUCCGAGAUCUAAAGUCCCACAGUUCAAAGGGAAGUUUUUAGAUGUAAAUCAGGCACUGGAAGUGGCUAGAUAUGACAUUCAGUACUGUGAUUGGCGGGCUCGGCAAGACGUGCUCACAAUCAUGCUUCUUCAUGAAAAGGUUGUGGAAGUUUUGAAUCCUUUGGCCCGUGAUUACAAAUCUAUUGGCACCAUGAAGAAGGAGCUUGCAGAAUUGCAAGAAGAUCUAGCACAGGCUCAUAGACAGGUUCAUAUUUCUGAAGCAAGGGUUGCCACUGCAUUAGACAAACUAGCUUACAUGGAAGAAUUGGUGAAUGAUAGGCUGUUACAAGAUAAAAACACAAUGGUGACAGAGCAAGCAUCAUCUUCCUCCAUUUCUUCCAUGUCAACGACUUCUUCUACACAGUCUCUGGACGCUGUAAAAAGGAGGUUGCCUCGGAAAAGCUUGAAUGUGUCAGGUCCUGUUCAGCCAUACCAUCCUCGGUUGAAGAACUUUUGGUACCCUGUUGCGUUUUCUGCUGACCUGAAGGACGAUACCAUGGUUCCCAUUGAUUGUUUUGAGGAGCCGUGGGUUCUCUUUCGUGGAAAAGAUGGGAAACCUGGUUGUGUUCAGAACACCUGUGCACAUAGAGCAUGUCCUCUCCAUCUUGGUUCAGUAAAUGAGGGACGUAUCCAAUGUCCAUACCAUGGGUGGGAGUACACAACAGAUGGUAAAUGCGAGAAAAUGCCAUCAACACGACUACUUAAUGUGAAGAUAAAGUCUUUGCCAUGUUUUGAAAAAGAAGGGAUGAUUUGGGUUUGGCCUGGCAAUGACCCGCCAUCUGCCACCCUUCCUUCUCUAGAACCUCCUGAAGGAUUUCAAAUCCAUGCUGAGAUUGUCAUGGAACUUCCAGUAGAACAUGGGCUACUUUUGGACAACCUUUUGGAUCUUGCACAUGCUCCUUUCACUCACACGUCCACCUUUGCUAAGGGAUGGAGUGUUCCGAGCUUGGUGAAAUUCUUGACACCUGCAUCUGGCCUCCAAGGAUAUUGGGACCCUUAUCCAAUAGACAUGGAGUUCCGGCCUCCUUGUAUGGUUCUUUCAACAAUUGGGAUCUCAAAGCCUGGGAAACUUGAAGGUCAGAGUACAAGUCAGUGUGCAACACAUCUCCAUCAACUUCAUGUGUGCUUACCUUCAUCAAGAGAGAAAACAAGGUUGUUAUACAGAAUGUCAUUGGAUUUUGCUCCAGUGCUGAAGCAUAUACCUUUCAUGCAUUAUCUGUGGAGGCAUUUUGCAGAACAGGUUUUGAAUGAGGAUCUGAGGCUUGUAGUUGGCCAACAAGAGCGAAUGAACAAUGGAGCUAAUGUCUGGAAUUGGCCAGUAUCAUAUGAUAAGCUAGGUGUAAGGUAUAGACUAUGGAGAGAUGCAGUGGAAAAAGGAGCUAAGAAUCUACCUUUCAGCAAAUCCAUGUAAAUUCAGAUUCAGGGAUAGAUUGUCUUUUUACCUCGCUGCUUCUGGCGAAACAACUUGCUUGAAUGACUGAAACCCUCUUGCUGGAACUAGCAAAUAAAGAUGAUGAAUCAAAAUCUGACCAAUGUCCUACAGUUUGGCAUACCUUGGCACCUUACACAUGGAACCCAGUGUGACUCGGCGGAAACUGUUGAUUGAUUUGAGGCAUAGAAUCAAAUCGUCUCUACUUAGAAACCCCCUGUAAAAUUAUAGUUUUAACUGUACACUAGUUAUUUGAUUCCGUGUACAGUGCCAAUUCAACCCCUUUUUGUUUUUUUCCCCUUGUUCAUUCCUCCUUUUUUGACAUUCUUACAAUUAUAAUGAAGAUUGCUUUGCAGUUGGAAUA
Molecule: messenger RNA, 2087 nt
Organism: Ziziphus jujuba (common jujube)
Lineage: Eukaryota; Viridiplantae; Streptophyta; Magnoliopsida; Rosales; Rhamnaceae
Product: chlorophyllide a oxygenase, chloroplastic
Exons: 9
Coding region: 77-1705 (542 amino acids)
Biological process (GO): chlorophyll biosynthetic process
Cellular component (GO): chloroplast
Molecular function (GO): 2 iron, 2 sulfur cluster binding; iron ion binding; chlorophyllide a oxygenase activity
Source: RefSeq, a predicted model, not a curated record